Ipomoea nil (Japanese morning glory) is the source of this 1756-nucleotide messenger RNA. RefSeq names its product abscisic acid 8'-hydroxylase 4. Gene Ontology annotation, molecular function: heme binding; (+)-abscisic acid 8'-hydroxylase activity; iron ion binding. The record is from RefSeq and is a predicted model, not a curated record. NCBI's taxonomy places the organism in Eukaryota, Viridiplantae, Streptophyta, Magnoliopsida, Solanales, Convolvulaceae. The coding region runs from base 148 to 1575 and encodes 475 amino acids. The transcript has 9 exons. Gene Ontology annotation, biological process: sterol metabolic process.
AUAUACACACACACAUACAUACAUAUCAUAACUCCACUCUGCCCUCACAUUGAAUAUAUAGUCCUCCAGGUCAUCAACACAACUCUAAAAGCCAUCUAGCUUAUUGCCUCCGUAACAAAGGACAGAGGGAGCGUGCUACUACAUUUUAUGGAGAUCAUCUCAUCUAUCAUCUAUAUCCUCUUUCUCUCUGUUCUUCUCUCGUAUUGCAUAUCAAGGAAACAAGCAGCGAAAAGGAAAGAGAACUUAAGGCUGCCUCCGGGUUCAAUGGGAUGGCCUUAUAUAGGAGAGACUCUCCAACUCUAUUCUCAGGACCCUAACAUCUUCUUUUCUAAUAAGCAAAAGAGAUAUGGAGAUGUAUUUAAAACACACAUACUUGGAUGCCCUUGUGUUAUGCUGGCUAGCCCUGAAGCUGCUCGGUUCGUGCUGGUAACUCACUCCAGCUUGUUCAAACCCACAUACCCAAAGAGCAAAGAGAAGCUCAUUGGCCCUUCUGCGCUGUUCUUUCACCAAGGGAAUUAUCAUUCUCAAGUGAGGAAGCUUGUCCAGAGCUCAUUGUCACCGGAGGUCCUUCGCAAACUAGUUCCUGAUAUCGAAGCCAUUGCCAUUACUUCCCUGGAAUCAUGGGCCAACAAGCAGAUUAUAAACACAUUCCAGGAGAUGAAGAAGUUCUCAUUUGAAGUGGGUAUACUUGCCAUUUUUGGUCAUCUGGACAAAAAGUAUAGGGAUGCUCUGAAGGAGAAUUACUGCAUAGUAGAUAAAGGCUACAAUUCUUUCCCCACAAACUUACCAGGAACUGUGUAUAACAAGGCCACAGUGGCAAGGAAAAGGCUUAAUCAGAUUCUCAGUGAGAUAAUAUGCCAAAGGAAGGAGAAGAAAGUCUUGGAGAGGGAUCUUUUAGGGCAUCUGCUGAACUUCAAAGACGAAAAAGGUCAGGCUCUAAGGGAGGACCAAAUAGCAGAUAACAUCAUUGGAGUGCUUUUUGCUGCUCAGGAUACAACAGCUAGUGCUUUAACUUGGGUUCUCAAGUAUCUCCAUGAUGACCAGAAACUAUUAGAAACUGUAAAGGCAGAACAAACAGUAAUAUACAGAUCAAACAGUGAAGAGAAGAAAUCUUUAAAUUGGGCUCAAACAAGAAAUAUGCCAAUAACAUAUAGGGCCAUAUUAGAGAGUUUGAGGAUGUCAAGCAUUAUAUCUUUCACCUUCAGAGAAGCUGUAGUUGACGUGUUUUAUGAUGGAUAUCUUAUUCCAAAAGGAUGGAAGGUGAUGCCAUUAUUUCGAAACAUUCAUCAUAAUCCUGAGUUUUUCACAGACCCUCAGAAUUUUGAUCCAUCUAGGUUCGAGGUUGCACCAAAACCCAAUACCUAUAUGCCAUUUGGCAAUGGUGGACAUUCUUGCCCUGGAAAUGAGCUUGCCAAACUAGAGAUGCUGAUUUUAGUUCAUCAUCUAGUUACCAAUUACAGGUGGGAAGCAAUUAGUUCCCAAGGUAUGAUACAGUAUAGCCCAUUCCCAGUACCUUAUCAGGGACUCCCAGCCAGGUUUUGGAAAGAGAUCAACAGUCUACAACAGUCUAUUUAGCAGGACGUGCCCUCUGAUGGAAAUAAAAUAAAAAUAAAUAAAUAAAUCUGAAGAUACCUACAAAUUUAGUUUAAGUUAACCUCAACCCUGUAGCUUUUCCCUGGGGUCUACUUUGGUGAUAUUUUAUUUCUGGACAUCUCAUUUGACAAAUUGUACCAUUUAACGAUAUGUAUUCAGUAGC